Messenger RNA from Mollisia scopiformis, 1664 nucleotides. RefSeq names its product Actin/actin-like protein. The record is from RefSeq and is a predicted model, not a curated record. Gene Ontology annotation, cellular component: Arp2/3 protein complex; actin cortical patch. Gene Ontology annotation, molecular function: actin filament binding. Gene Ontology annotation, biological process: Arp2/3 complex-mediated actin nucleation. Lineage: Eukaryota; Fungi; Ascomycota; Leotiomycetes; Helotiales; Mollisiaceae. Bases 156 to 1475 code for a protein of 439 amino acids. The transcript is spliced from 7 exons.
GACGAUUCCACACCCGCCUGGUCGUCAUCUCGAGGCUCCCAGAGGAACACGAACAACGACCCGGAAUCGCAUUGCAGAAGGAAAGGCUAUUAUCUGAAGUUGUCGCAUAACGUCAGUCAAGAGGUGGGGGCGUUCUGCGCAGACUAUCACUCAGGAUGGCUUCUCAUACACCAGCCGUUGUCAUGGACAAUGGUACUGGUUUCUCUAAGCUUGGUUUCGCAGGCAACGACUCUCCUUCUUUCGUCUUCCCCACCGCGAUCGCAACGAAGGGCCCAGCAGCGGGUAGUGGGGGAUCUGGCUCUGGACGCCCUGCUGUUGCGAACAAGCCGUCAUACCUUACUGGCGGUGCUGGACCUGGGGGUCAUCUGUCUAUGAAGCGUGGAACGGAAGAUCUGGAUUUCUUCAUUGGAGACGAAGCUCUUGCUGCAGCAAAUGGACCCGGAUAUGGUAUACAUUAUCCCAUUCGUCAUGGUCAGAUUGAGAAUUGGGAUCACAUGGAGAGGUUUUGGUCCAAUUCGAUAUUCAAAUAUCUUCGGGUUGAGCCGGAAGACCAUUAUUUCCUCUUGACCGAACCGCCUCUCAACCCCCCGGAAAACCGCGAGAACACGGCCGAGAUUAUGUUCGAGUCCUUCAACUGCGCAGGUCUCUAUAUUGCGGUACAAGCGGUACUCGCUCUUGCAGCUUCAUGGACAUCGUCGAAAGUAUCGGAUCGAUCAUUGACUGGCACAGUCAUUGAUUCUGGAGACGGUGUCACUCAUGUUAUUCCAGUCGCAGAAGGAUAUGUGAUUGGUUCUUCCAUCAAGUCUAUUCCUAUUGCUGGUCGAGAUAUUACAUAUUUCGUACAAUCUCUUCUUCGUGAUCGAGGCGAGCCGGAUUCGUCCUUGAAGACUGCCGGGGAGAUCAAGGAAGAGUACUGCUAUGUUUGCCCAGAUAUCGUUAAAGAGUUUUCUAGAUUCGACCGGGAUCCAACACGCUUUGCAAAGCACGUUGUUACACAACCUGGCGGACGCAAAGUGACCGUUGAUGUUGGAUAUGAACGUUUCUUGGCCCCAGAAAUCUUCUUCAACCCUGAAAUUUAUUCAUCCGACUUCCUCACCCCUCUGCCAACAGUUGUUGAUGGAGUUAUUCAGUCUUCGCCUAUCGAUGUCCGACGCGGUCUGUACAAGAACAUUGUCCUGUCUGGUGGGAGCACACUAUACAAGGACUUUGGACGCAGAUUACAGCGUGAUAUCAAGCAUUUGGUUGAUGAUCGAAUUAGAGCUAGUGAGGCGCGGAGCGGAGGAGCACGAAGUGGCGGCUUGGAGGUUCAAGUCAUUUCACAUAAGCGGCAACGACAUGGCCCUUGGUUUGGUGGAAGUCUUUUGGGCCAAACACCGGAAUUCCGAAGCUACUGUCACACAAAGGCUGAGUAUGACGAAAUAGGUCCAUCCAUUGUCCGAAGAUUUGCACUCUUAGGCGGUCCGGGCGGAUCAUAAGUAGCACUCACGAUGCAGUCGUAGCAUGAAAAGAAUCGGCAAUGCAAUGGAGCACCAUGUGCACUGAGAGAUACUGAGAGGAGUGGUGAAUGAAAAUGAUAGAUGUGUUACGAGCAAAAAGCAUCCUGCAAAUAAAGAGCCCUUCAAAAAUGUAGAUUUGACACUGCAAUCACUCACUAUAGCUUGUCC